Molecule: messenger RNA, 1249 nt
Organism: Fopius arisanus
Lineage: Eukaryota; Metazoa; Arthropoda; Insecta; Hymenoptera; Braconidae
Gene: Uch-L5
Product: ubiquitin carboxy-terminal hydrolase L5
Exons: 6
Coding region: 155-1093 (312 amino acids)
Biological process (GO): ubiquitin-dependent protein catabolic process; protein deubiquitination
Cellular component (GO): cytoplasm
Molecular function (GO): cysteine-type deubiquitinase activity
Source: RefSeq, a predicted model, not a curated record
AUCGACCCACAUAAAACGACCUUAAAAAUCGAGUAUCGAGUCGAAAAUAAUCGAUCUUUAGAUGAUCGAUUCUUGACUCUAGAUAGACCCUGGAGCAUAACCAACAUAAAUAUACAGAGUAGAAGAAGAAGCGAACCACUGAAAACAACCAGUCAUGGCAGAUUCCGCUGGAAAUUGGUGCCUCAUCGAGAGUGAUCCCGGUGUUUUCACGGAAUUAAUCCGCGAAUUCGGUGCGACUGGAGCUCAAGUUGAGGAACUGUGGAGCCUCGACGAUGAUCAGUUCGACAACCUCAAGCCAAUUCAUGGGCUGAUAUUCCUGUUUAAAUGGGUGAAAGAUGAUGAACCUGCUGGUACACUUGUGCAAGACAAUAGAUUGGAGAAAAUAUUCUUUGCCAAACAGGUAAUUAACAAUGCUUGCGCCACACAAGCAAUUGUCAGUGUGUUACUGAAUAGUAAACACCCAGACUUAACAAUUGGAAGUAAUUUAGAGGAAUUCAAGACCUUCUGUCAGAGCUUUGAUGCCACGAUGCGAGGACUCGCCCUGAGUAAUUCAGAUAUAAUCCGACAGGUUCAUAAUUCAUUCUCGAGACAAACGCUGUUUGAAUUUGACUCUAAACGAGCCUCGAAAGACGACGAUGUUUUCCACUUUGUGAGUUAUAUUCCAAUCGAUGGUCGUCUGUACGAGCUGGAUGGGCUGAAAGAGGGUCCAAUGGACCUGGGACCAUGCCCACCUGGUGAUCAGUGGGUCCAGGCAGCCAGACCCAUCAUUCAGAAGAAAAUGAACAAGUACAAUGAGGAAGAGAUUCACUUCAACCUGAUGGCAAUCGUGUCUGAUCGAAAAAUGCUGUACGAAAAGCAAAAAUCCGCAUGCACAGACCCAGUGGAGCUGGCGCGUCUGCAGUCUCUGAUAGAAGAGGAGAUCAACAAAUCCCAGAGAUAUAAAGUCGAGAACAUCAGGAGGAAGCACAACUAUCUGCCUCUCAUAAUGGAAAUCCUGAAAGUUCUCGCCAAGGAGGGAAAACUCCUUCCACUAUAUCAAAAGGCCAAGGAGAAGGCGAUCGACAAGCAGUUCAAUGUCUCGAGUGCUAAAUAAAUUAUUUCAUCGAGAAUUCUUACGAUAAAAUUACGGUAAAAUGGUAUAAUAAAUUUUCAAUGCAUUUACACAUAAUUUUAUCAUCCACGUCUUGUUUAUUCCGAUUUUGACGGACAAAUUAUUAGAGUGUGAAGAAUAAAAGGUUUUUCAAUGAAU